This is a messenger RNA of Saccostrea cuccullata (small rock oyster), 1594 nucleotides long. Its product is annotated as ribonuclease H1-like. Bases 130 to 1272 code for a protein of 380 amino acids. Gene Ontology annotation, biological process: positive regulation of plasminogen activation; DNA replication, removal of RNA primer. Gene Ontology annotation, molecular function: nucleic acid binding; magnesium ion binding; RNA-DNA hybrid ribonuclease activity. The record is from RefSeq and is a predicted model, not a curated record. Gene Ontology annotation, cellular component: plasma membrane. Lineage: Eukaryota; Metazoa; Mollusca; Bivalvia; Ostreida; Ostreidae. The transcript is spliced from 11 exons.
CUCGCUCCUAAACUAUUUCGUACAGUAUGUAAAAAGGAACCAGUUGAAAUACGCGAGUUGAGUAAAUAGAUCGUUGCGAAACUUUGUCCUGACAAGAAGGGAGAGAAGGUCACAGUGAACGCAUUAACCAUGGGGUCUAUAAUGGGAAAAGCUAUGGACGAGAACUUAAAGAAAAACCAGGAAUUCAUGCUGAAAGUGAACCAGCUAACAUUGGAGAGACAGAUACAAAUGCAGAACCAGAUGAGAGAGAGGCAGAUGGCUAUGAUGGUAGCCCGGGGAAGAGACAUAUUCCAGUGGUUUGGGGCAUUUUAUGCUACAUAUGCAUCUAUAGCGGUUCUAGCGACUAUGAAAACAAAAGGGAAAAGUAAAGGUUUGGUUGCCCCAUUGCUUCCUCUGACCUUCAUAUUAGGAUACCAAUAUGACCUUGCCUAUGGAUCAAAAAUGGAGAGGAUGAGACAGGAAGCUGACAGAGUAAUGGACACAGAAUCCUAUCUACUGGACCUCCCACACGGACUCCCAACAUUUAACAGCAUAGAGGCAGGCAGACAGAAGGCGAAAGAUGCUAGCCGGGUCAAUCAAGGCCAUGACAUAUUCCUGGAUUCCUGUAAGGAACAAGUGCAUGGGUACAGUGGUGCCAGGUACAAGAAGUUCAACACAGCGGAGGAAGCUCAGGCCUUUGUAGAGGGGAGUGACAGUUACAGUGGGGGGAGUUCCAGUUACAGUGGCGGUUACUCAAGUUACAGUGGGGGAUACUCAAGUUACGGCAGCUCAGGUAACUCUGGAUCCAGUUCUACGGAGACGGAGGAUGAUCACGUAUACACAGACGGAUGUUGUCGUAAUAAUGGCCAGAAGGGCUCUGUGGCUGGUAUAGGAGUGUACUGGGGACCAGAUCAUCCAUGUAAUGUGAGUGAGAAAUUGCCAGGAAGGCCAACAAACAACAGAGCAGAGAUACAUGCAGCAAGAGUUGCUGUGAAACAAGCUAAAGAAAGAAACAUGAAAAGUGUUACUGUUGUGACAGAUAGCCAGUUUCUCAUCAAUGGGAUGACAUCUUGGAUUCACAGUUGGAAGAUGAAUGGAUGGACAUUGUCAGACAAAUCUAAAGUAAAGAAUGUUGAGGAUUGGAAAGCAUUGGAUGCUGAGAUGAAAGACAUCAAUGUCAAAUUUAAGCAUGUACGAGGCCAUACAGGGGUCGGUGGAAAUGAGGAGGCAGAUAGGUUGGCCAAUGAAGGAGCCACGAAAACUGCAUCAAAGACUGGAAAAUCCUGGUUCUAAUGAUGCUGAAGUGAUGUGAUUUAUUGGUACAGGUUGACCAAGCACUCGCUAUUCUGUCCAUUUGUGCCAAGUGCAGAAUCUGAUGUGUAAUUUCAGAACUCUGUUUGAGUCAGUAUAUGUUACAUCAUCAUUCAUGGUGCUGUUUAUGUUAAUGGAAUGUUUGUUUUAAUUCAUCUAUAGAUUAGGACUUAGCUUAGUUACGAUAUACACAUUAUAGAUCUUACAUUACUUUAAAGAUGUACAUUAUUUUGAUUACUUUACUUUAAAGAUGUACAUUAUUUUGAUUUUUUGUUUGUUUAAUAAACUGUUCUGUGAUGAACAA